This is a messenger RNA of Corvus hawaiiensis (hawaiian crow), 1107 nucleotides long. RefSeq names its product complement C1q B chain (gene C1QB). The coding region runs from base 1 to 972 and encodes 323 amino acids. The transcript is spliced from 4 exons. The record is from RefSeq and is a predicted model, not a curated record. Lineage: Eukaryota; Metazoa; Chordata; Aves; Passeriformes; Corvidae. Gene Ontology annotation, molecular function: protein binding.
AUGGAUGCUGAGACCCUGCAGCAGCCCCUGGGCCUGCAGAGCUGGAAGCCUGACAACAGCAUCCAUGGAGGAUAUGAAACCACCACAGAAAAAGGGCAGGAGCUAAAGAUAAAAAGGGGAUGUGUCCCAGAUCCUUUCACAAUAACCCUUGCAGAAAACUUCUGCUUCUCCUCGCGGGCAUUUCCGAGCAAGACGCUGGUGUGUCCUGCUCCAUCUCCCCACCCGAGCAACAAGGAGCCCAAGAUGUGGACCAUGUGGGCCAUGCUGAUCUGCCUGGCUGGAGGGCAGCUUGCCAGUGCCACGCUCUGCAGGACCUACGGCACCGUCCCAGGCAUUCCAGGAUUGCCAGGACAGCCUGGAAGCGAUGGCAGGGAUGGGGAGAAUGGCCCAAAGGGUGAGCAAGGACCUCCUGGCCAGGGUGGAGCAGAGAGAGGGGAAAAGGGAGACCGGGGACCACCGGGGCAUCCUGGGAAGUUCGGUCCCAUGGGCCCCCCAGGUCAAACUGGCUUACCAGGUAGCAGGGGAGCGCCUGGCCCCAUGGGGGAGCCUGGUGACUACAAGGUCACCUUCAAGUCUGCGUUCUCCGCUGCCAGGAGCAUCAGCUCCUACCCCCGCCGGGAGCAGCCCGUCCGCUUCGACCGCAUCAUCACCAACGAGAACGGGCACUACGAGAACCGCUACGGCCGCUUCACCUGCAGUGUGCCCGGCAUCUACUACUUCACCUACCAUGUCACCUCCCGGGGCAACCUGUGCCUCAACAUCAAAAAGGGCCGGGGUGGCAGCAGGGGUGACAAGGUGGUGACCUUCUGUGACUUCGUGCACAGCAGUUUCCAGGUGACCACGGGUGGUGUGGUCCUCAAGAUGGCCAUGAACGAGUCUGUCUGGCUGGAGCCAACAGAGAAGAACUCCCUGGUGGGGCUGGAAGGGUCCGACAGCAUCUUCUCUGGCUUCCUCAUCUUCCCGGAGGCUUAGCCCACUGAGCUGUGUCUGCAGCCCACCUCUGCAGACCCUGCAGAGCUGAGGACUCCCCUGGAAACUCUUUGCUUCCAAACUGGUGCUCGAAGCACAUUGCUGCCAUUCUUGCACAAUAAAUGACAGCUCUUCGCA